This is a messenger RNA of Panicum virgatum (switchgrass), 672 nucleotides long. RefSeq names its product BTB/POZ and MATH domain-containing protein 1-like. The record is from RefSeq and is a predicted model, not a curated record. Bases 1 to 672 code for a protein of 223 amino acids. The transcript is spliced from 3 exons. Gene Ontology annotation, molecular function: protein binding. NCBI's taxonomy places the organism in Eukaryota, Viridiplantae, Streptophyta, Magnoliopsida, Poales, Poaceae. Gene Ontology annotation, biological process: protein ubiquitination.
AUGGGCUUUGUACUCCACAUCGACGGCUACUCGCGUACCAAGCAGGAGCUCCCCACCGGCAAAUCCAUCAAGUCUCGCCCUUUCAGAGUCGGGGAUCUCUCCUGGCACGUCAACUACUACCCCAACGGCCAGACCUCCGCGUGCGCCGAGUUUGUUUCCGUCUUCCUCCACCUCGAAGGGAGCGUCGCGGCGCCCGUCAAGGCGACAGCCGUGUUCAGCCUGCUCGAUCCGGCGGGGAAGCCGAAUUGCAGUUGCAGCUGCGCCAAAACCGAGGAGCUCCGCGCGGAGGACAGGAUUGCCCGCACGUCUCUUGUGGUGGUGCCACCGUCUGAUCUCAAUCAACAGCUUGGUAAUCUCCUCACGACUGAAGAUGGUGUCGAUGUCACGUUCCAAGUUGCUGGUGAGGCAUUCAAGGUGCAUAGGUGUCUUCUUGCUGCGCGGUCCCUAGUCUUCAAGGCACAGUUGUUAGGCGGGACGAGGGAGAGCAUCACCGCAGGGGAUUGCAUCCGGAUUGAUGAUAUGUUACCUCAGGUGUUCAAGACUUUGCUACACUUUGUCUAUACUGACUCAUUGCCGGAGGCGGAGAUGGAGGAGCAAGAAAAGGCUAUGAUGGCUCAGCAUUUGUUGGAAGCUGCGGACAGGUAUGAUAUGCAGAGGCUCAAGCUGAUUUGA